AUUAUUCAUUUCACACGUUCUACGUUUUGCGAAUGCUGAAUGUGAUUGGUUGCUAAGGGUGUGGCGUCAUCAUCAGGCGACUGAUCGCGGCGGUUCCUCGAGAUCUGGGAACUCAUUUUCAUUCAACAAUAACGCUUGAAAUUUGUCCUCAUGGCAACAGAGGGUGAAGUGAAGACGAGUGAGGAUGCUCCAGCAACUGGGAAGGUCAGCACCAGGUUUGACUUGGAGAAGGAGACUGAACUUCGUUUUGAGGUGGAGUCAGGAGAGGCAGCAGAGCAAGUUGAGCUGGAGCUCCUCUCGGGGAUGGCUGAGGUGUUUGGCUCAGAACUGAACCGCAACAAGAAAUACACAUUUGGACCAGGCUCCAAGAUUGCAGUUUUCACCUGGCAGGGCUGCGGUGUGAAUCUUUAUGGGAAGCCAGAGGUGGCAUAUGUGUCGAAGGAUACUCCCAUGCUGCUCUAUCUGAACACACAUGCAGCCUUGGAGCAGAUGAGAAAACAAGCAGAGCGGGACAAUGAGAGCGGACCAAGGGUGAUGGUGGUGGGACCUACAGACGUGGGGAAGUCAACAGUGUGUCGGAUUCUGUUAAGCUACGCUGUAAGGGUGGGCCGGAGGCCAACACUGGUGGAACUGGAUGUCGGACAAAGUGGGGUGUCUGUACCAGGGACAGUGUCAGCCCUGUGCAUUGAACGCCCGGCAGACGUAGAGGAGGGAUUCUCAGUCCAGGCUCCUUUGGUUUACCACUUUGGUUCUACUACCCCAGGGACCAACAUCAAACUUUACAAUAAGCUGACAUCAUGCCUUGCUGAGGUGUUUUCCCAGCGCUGUGAGGUGAACAGGAAGGCCAGCGUGGGAGGUUGUAUCAUCAACACCUGUGGUUGGGUGAAGGGCUCUGGAUACCAGGCUCUUGUCCACUGUGCCUCAGCCUUUGAAGUUGACGUGGUGCUGGUGCUGGAUCAUGAGAGGCUCUACAAUGAACUCAAACGAGACCUUCCUCACUUUGUCCGGGUUGUGCUCCUCCCCAAGUCUGGAGGGGUGGUGGAGCGCUCCAAGGAGUGCAGACGGGAUGCACGGGAUGAGAAGAUCCGCGAGUACUUCUACGGCUUCCGUGGCGUGUCCUUCUUCCCUUUUUCCUUUGAGGUGCGUUUUGCAGAUGUCCGCAUCUACAAAAUUGGGGCACCGUCCAUCCCGGACUCGUGCUUGCCACUGGGAAUGUCUCAGGAUGACACACAGCUGAAGCUUGUGCCUGUAACACCAGGAAGAGACCUCACAUAUCAUGUGCUCAGCGUGAGCAGUGCAGAGGAUGGAGAAGAAGGUGCCAGAAAGGGUAUAGUGGAGAGCCCUGUGUGUGGCUUCAUUGUUGUGACUCAUGUGGACACGCAGACUCAGGUGCUGAAAGUGCUGUCCCCUGCGCCCAGGCCACUGCCCAGACACACUCUGCUCAUCAUGGACAUUCGCUUCAUGGACAUGAAAUGAAGGAACACUUCUGGAAAGAGGACUUGGCGUGGAUUGUGUUUGUUAGGAAUUUGGUGGAGAAGAAUGUUGUAUCCCAGUUGUCUUGUGUGUGUUUUGUAAGGGCAAAAGAGAAAAAGAUUUAAGUACUGAAAUUGGUAGCUGACGAGCUGCUGUUAAUUAUACCCCAUUUUAUAGAACAUGGAUAUGGAUUUUGGGGCAAUUUAUGGCAAGGGAUAUUUUAUCCUGAGGAAUUAUUUUUGUGAUAAUCUAUUUUAUAAACACUUUUUCUCUUGAAUAAUAAAUUUUUACAUGUCGAAGG
Messenger RNA from Scatophagus argus, 1774 nucleotides. RefSeq names its product cleavage factor polyribonucleotide kinase subunit 1 (gene clp1). Lineage: Eukaryota; Metazoa; Chordata; Actinopteri; Scatophagidae. Gene Ontology annotation, molecular function: polynucleotide 5'-hydroxyl-kinase activity. Gene Ontology annotation, cellular component: nucleus; mRNA cleavage factor complex. Gene Ontology annotation, biological process: tRNA splicing, via endonucleolytic cleavage and ligation. The transcript is spliced from 6 exons. The record is from RefSeq and is a predicted model, not a curated record. Bases 151 to 1476 code for a protein of 441 amino acids.